Messenger RNA from Pisolithus orientalis, 2905 nucleotides. RefSeq names its product adaptin N terminal region-domain-containing protein. Gene Ontology annotation, cellular component: endosome membrane; membrane coat; AP-3 adaptor complex. Lineage: Eukaryota; Fungi; Basidiomycota; Agaricomycetes; Boletales; Pisolithaceae. The coding region runs from base 110 to 2800 and encodes 896 amino acids. The record is from RefSeq and is a predicted model, not a curated record. Gene Ontology annotation, biological process: Golgi to vacuole transport; protein targeting to vacuole. The transcript has 11 exons.
CUAAGCACGUCGCACCACUUCGGGAAUCGACUCGUACCCAGCUGUAUCGGAUUACAGGGCUGGCCCGUCUCCAAGGCAUCUUGCCUAUUGCUGGUCAGGAUCACCGAGAAUGUGGGAGCGGACUCUCCAAGAUCUCAUUCGCGGCCUACGCGCCAACAAGAAUGACGAAGCCAAAUUCAUAGCCCAGGCCAUGGACGAGAUUAGGAAGGAAAUAAAGAACAAAGACAUGGAACUCAAGGCAGGCGCCGUCAUGAAACUUACCUAUCUCAACAUGUUAGGGUACGACAUGAACUGGGCAUCCUUCCAUAUCAUAGAGGUCAUGUCGUCUUCAAAGAUCCACCUCAAAACAGUCGGGUAUCUUGCCGCCGGCCAGUCUUUCGACGACGACACCGAUGUGCUCAUGCUCACCACCAAUCUGAUCAAGAAGGAUCUGAGCUCUAGUCCUGCCGAGGUUGCGAUUACACUGAACGGCCUGUCCUCUGUCGUCACACCCGACCUUGCGCGAGACCUAAUACCUGAAGUCUUCGCUAUGCUCAACCACUCCCGUCCUCACAUCCGCAAGAGGGCCGUUUUGACCCUCUACAGGGUGUGCGAGAGGUAUCCGGAAGCUCUUUCUCAGGGUAUCAUCCGACUGCGGGAAAAGCUUGAUGAUUCGGAUCCAGCCGUCGUUUCAACUACAGUCAAUGUCAUCUGCGAGCUCGCCAGACGCAAUCCUCAGGAUUAUCUCCCUUUAGCCCCUCACUUAUUCCAUCUCCUGACUACCUCGUCCAAUAACUGGAUGCUUAUCAAGCUCAUUAAACUGUUUGGUGCCCUUUCCCCUCAUGAGCCUCGGCUGGUCAAGAAACUGCAACCCCCUAUAACAGAGCUCAUCUCUACGACGUCUGCAAUCUCCCUGCUCUAUGAGUGUGUGCAUACAUGCAUCAUAGGCAACAUGCUUCAGGGGCCUUCUGGUCUAUCCCUAGCGCAGACUUGUGUCUCAAAGCUCGCUGCAUUCCUUCAGGACGCUGAUCAGAACCUCAGGUACAUUGCUCUCCUUGCCCUCGUCAAAAUCGUGCCUACCCAUGCGAAUUUGGUUGCGGAACACCAAGACGUUAUCCUUGCCAGUGUGGAUGACGAUGAUAUUAGCAUCCGUAUGCGCGCUCUUGAUUUGGUCACCGCCUUGGUCAACAAGCACAACCUGCAGUCCAUCGUCCAACAACUUCUCUCCCAUCUCGUGCAGCCUCAAACCUCAGUACCCUCCGCCGUCCAAUCGUUAUCCCAGCAUGUCGUACCCUCCAUCCCCUCUAAGGCACCCUCCCUGCCUUCUCAGUCAUCCGCAUAUCGCCUCGUUCUCUCCCAGCACGUCAUUUCAAUGUGCUCGAACUCCAUGUACGACAACGUUACUGAUUUUGAGUGGUAUCUCUCAGUCCUUGUCGACCUCACUUACGUCUCAAAUGUGGACAUCGGCCCCCGAAUACGCGACCAACUUGUCGAUAUCAUGGGUAGAGUACGGGCAGUGCGAGCGUAUGCCGUGAAGCUGAUGGUGAAACUGUUGUCCGAUGAGACCUUACUGGUCCAUGCUGGGGAGCCUGGGAGUUGCUCGGAGGUGUUAUGGGCAGCCGCGUGGAUAUGUGGGGAGUACUGCGGCGAGCUGCUCGCACCAGAGGAGCUACUCCCUUACCUGCUUCACUCGGAAAUCCACAAUUUAGAUCCGGAUACCAUAGUUGUGUAUCUUCAGGCAGCCACCAAGGUUUUUGGUUAUUGGUUUACUGAAGCUGCCCAACAAUGGACAGACGACCUUCUUGACAAAGUGAAGGGCGCAGUUGACAGCAUGAUGGAACGAUUGGAGGACUUCGUAUCGAGUCCGCAUAUCGAGGUACAAGAACGGGCAGCGAACAUCCUCCAGUUGUUCACAUUCAUUAAGCAUGACCUUACUACUUACCGCCCCAAAUCGGAACCCGCUUUCUCAGAUGGUUAUUCCGCAUCGCUCUCGGUUUUUGACGCCCCGGAAAUUGACAGCGGGCCAGCUUUCCCAAAGAGCUUGUAUCUGAUUCACCCACUGUUUUCCACUUACGAGCUUAAUCCGGUAGCGUCGGCGGCCCAAGCAAGCGUGCCCAUCCCCGAGGGGCUCGAUUUGGAUGCAUGGCUUGUCCCGUCGAUGCAGGUACCCGUUAAUGACGAAAAUGAGGGUGGUGAAAUGGUGGCUGAGAAGAAGGUGAGGAAAAAGGGAAAGAAGGGCAAAGAAAAGGGAUCUUCGGACCGGACGAAGUCGAAAGAGACGAAGAGACGGACGGAGGGUGAGGAAGUACUUGUUCCUUUGGAGGACACUGAGACGCCAGAGGAGAUAACGGAGCGGGAGCGACAAAAGGCGGAACGACUGGAACGGAUGCGAGAGGACCCAUAUUACAUUACAGAUGACCAACCUCCCAAACCCCCUGUGGACGACGUCGAUUCAAUUCCGAUCAUACGAUUAGACGAGCUACCACCCCCAACGCCCAAAGUUGAACCCCGCCUGUUCGCACUCAAAAGCAGCUCUGCGCGUUCCUCUUCUCCCCGGUUUGUCGUAGAGAAAGAGGGAGAGAUGCCCGAGGGUGCGAUACCUACACCACCUCUGUCACAGUCUGCUCCCAUAACUCGACAACAAACGCCAAGUUUGUUCGAGCGAAUAUCGACACCGCCUCCUAUUUUGCCUUCUUUCCAGCAGUAUGAUGUACCUGGGAAUGAUGCUCGUGCCAGUACACCAGAGCCCAUCAAGGUCACCAGAGUGAAGAGGAAGGGCACUGGUACCGGGAAGAAAAAGCACACGACGGGAACGGGUUAAAUAAAUUUCGAUUGGAGUACACGACAUGUUAUUCGCACCCGAACCAGUUUAUAUCUUAGUGGAAGCUACACAAUAUACAGGGGGAUCUAUUAGCAUACUAGAAUG